Molecule: messenger RNA, 3174 nt
Organism: Purpureocillium lilacinum
Lineage: Eukaryota; Fungi; Ascomycota; Sordariomycetes; Hypocreales; Ophiocordycipitaceae
Source: RefSeq, a predicted model, not a curated record
AUGUACGAAGCCUACCCUACCCGACCGAGCCCACGGGCGAGCGCGCAUGCUAGCUGCGCUGCGACGUUCGAAAAGUCCCUCUACGACCUCAUCCGCGGGCUGCGGAACCACAAGGGCAAUGAGAAGGACUACAUCCAGAAGAGCUUGAAGGAGUGCCGGGUAGAGGUCCGGAGCCAAGAUAUGGAUCUCAAGGCGACGGCGCUCCUUAAGCUCAUCUACCUCGAGAUGGUGGGCUACGAUAUGUCGUGGGCGUCGUUUCAUGUCCUCGAGGUCAUGUCCUCUGCCAAGUACCACCAGAAGCGCGUUGGAUACCUCGGCGCUAUCCAGAGCUUUCGUCCGGAUACCGAGGUCCUCAUGCUGGCCACCAAUUUGCUCAAGAAGGACCUCGGCUCCUCCACCCCGACCGUCAUCUCCCUGCCCAUCGCGACUCUCCCGCACGUCAUCACCCCAUCGCUCGCCCUCUCGACGCUCGCCGACCUGCUCCCGCGCCUGAGCCACAGCCACUCCAACAUCCGCAAGAAGACGCUCGUCACUCUGUACCGCCUGGCCCUGGUGUACCCCGAGGCGUUGCGCGCAGCAUGGCCCAAGAUCAAGGAGCGCCUGAUGGACCCCAACGAGGACCCAAGCGUCACGGCCGCCAUCGUCAACGUUGUUUGCGAGCUGGGAUGGCGGAGGCCCCACGACUUCUUGCCCCUGGCGCCCCGGCUGUUUGAGCUUCUUGUGGAUGGAGGAAACAACUGGAUGGCGAUCAAGCUCAUCAAGCUCUUUGCUACCCUCACGCCUCUGGAGCCGCGGCUCGUUAGGAAGCUGCUGCCGCCCCUAACCAACAUCAUGUCCACCACCGCUGCCAUGUCUCUCCUCUACGAAUGCAUUAAUGGUAUCAUUCAGGGUGGCAUCCUUGGGAAUGAGGACGAUGCUUCAGGGGCGGACGAGGUCGCGACGCUUUGCGUCAACAAGCUCAGGGGCAUGAUUAUGAUUAACGGCGAUCCGAACCUGAAAUACGUUGCGCUCUUGGCUUUCAACAAGAUUGUCGUAACGCACCCAUAUCUUGUUGCACAGCAAGAAGACGUGAUUUUGGAGUGUAUCGAUAGCCCCGACAUUACGAUCCGGAUCCAAGCCCUUGACUUGGUGAAGGGCAUGGUCACGAGCGACAACCUCAUCUCGGUAGUGAGCCGCCUGAUGAAGCAACUCAAGUCCUCGGCGCCGUCCAAAGAUCGGAGCAGACCCGAGUCUAGUUCUCUGGUCCCCAGCAGCGACUCAGACUCGGACGCGCAAGUCGCCAUCACCGAAUCUCCCAGGGCAGAAAACGAGUCGCCGCCGCUGCCCGAGGAUUACCGAAUCGACGUCAUCAAGAGAAUUCUUUACAUGUGCUCCAAGGACAAUUACGUCAACAUUGUGGACUUCGACUGGUAUCUCGACGUCUUGACGCAACUUGUUCGGAUGGCACCCGUGCCGCGGGCGUUUGAAAACGAGUUUGAAGGCGAUGCAGCUUCGCGGGCGUCCACGGACGUGUCCGAGAGGAUUGGGGACGAGCUGCGGAACGUCGCAGUCAAGGUCAGGGCCAUGCGUGGAACGGCCGUUCGGGCAUGCGAGAUCAUUCUCGUGCAGCUGAACACAGACACACCGCCGGGACACACGAUAACAUCGGGAGCGCUCAAGUCUGUGGCAUUUGUCCUGGGCGAGUAUGCCGUGCAGCUGUCGACGCCAGAUGACACGCUUAACAGUCUGCUUCAAGUCGUCCCUCGAGCCGGGAAGCCUGAGGUAUGCACAACUGCUUUGCUGGCCAUCACCAAGGUGUUCGCGUCGAUUGCUGGCGACGAUACGGAGCCAUGGACUGCGGAGAGAAAAUCUAGGAUAUCUCUCUUGAUGGCACGCAUCCUCAACGUUGCUGAGCCGCUAGCCCUGCACCCCAACCUCGAGGUGCAGGAACGGGCUGUGGAGUUUAUCGAGCUGCUCAAGCUCACGGCCGAGGCGGCUUCUGGGCAACCAGCCUCCACCGAUGAGGCGCCCCAGGAUCCGCCGCUGCUCCUUACGCAGGCCAUACCAUCGUUGUUCAACGGCUGGGAGCUCAACUCGGUCGCGGUGGGCGCGCAGAGGAACGUGCCGCCGCCGGACGGCCUGGACCUUGACGAGCCUAUCCAUCAGAACCUGAACCACCUUCUCUCGCAGGCCGACCUGAUCACCCUCGAGCCGGACGCGGAGGAUGACUUUGAAGUAUACUACAACCAGCGGCCGCCGCCAACGAGCAUCUCAUCUUCAGCACCAGCCAUGAGCCGACUGGCAGAGCCGGCGGAAGAGAUGGCAGGGUCGUAUCAGCAACAGCCAAGUGAGGACAGCUAUCUCGACGCUGAUAUCGUUGCGCGGAGGAAAGCCGAGCGACUUGAGAGGAACAAGGAUGACCCAUUCUAUAUCCCCAGCAAUGACACACCCCGCACCUCAACGCCCAUCCACAACAUUUUGCAGAACAGCAACGGGCCCGACUUGGAUAUCGACUCCAUACCCAUCAUGCAGUUGGAUCUCAACAACAUGCAAGGCCCAUCUGCGCCUGCCCCGAAGCCGCAGCCCAAGCCUCGGCAAAAGGUUAUCAUUGCCGCCGACGAGACGCUAGAAGGAAGCGACGCCGGGUCCGGCCGCACCUACGACUCGGAGAACAACUCGGAUAGCCUCGCCAAGGCCAAGCGCAAGAAGCUCAAGAAGUCCCUCCUCCAAGUGGACUCGACCACCAUCGGGUCCUUCAGCCUGGAGGGCGACCGGCCCGCCGACGGGUUCGACUACGAGAGGCAGCAGCGCGAGGAGGCGGAGAUGCAGCAGGCCAUGAAGGAGGUGGAGCGGCUGCGCCUCGAGAUGCAGCGCGCGAACGAGCGCAUCCAGGUGGCGCAGGGCGUCGACGUCGAGGGCACCGUCGUCAAGAAGAAGAAGAAGAAGGUUGCCAAGAAGACGGGCGACGAGGAGGGCGUGGAGGUCAAGCCCAAGAAAAAGAAGAAGAAGAAGCCCGUCGAGGAGGAGGGCGGCGCCGUGGGGGACGCGGACCCUGUCGUGGAGCAGCCCCCCGGUGAGGCCGUUACCGUGGCGCCGAAGAAGAAGAAGACGAAGAAGGCUGUCGCGAAGAAGCCCGCGGGUGGAGAUGGCGAGGGCGGGGGCGAGGGGGCGUCGCAGGACUUGCUGGAGACGUGA